AGGUCAUCCUAUCCAACCCCCUCAUUUUUCUGAUGAAGGUAUGUGGACCUAGAUAUAGCCUGUGACUUGCUUGAGGCCACAGGGCUUGUUGACAGUGGAGAUGGAACUCGAACUAUGAUCUCCUUAGUCCCGGGGCAAUGCAGUCCUGGCUACAGCACAGAUGCUCUGCCUCCUAUGAUCAGUCUAACCGAACCAGAUCUUACAGCAUAAAUAUAGCUGGUAUUACUUGUUCUGGCUUACCCUCUGUGGCCAUUCAUCUAUUUGGUGGCUGACUGUGAAACAGCAAAGGUGUCGGCCUUAUAAGUUGCUACAAGAGAAAUGAAAUGAGUCCAUCCCCAAACCCAACCCCCAACUCUAAAAUCUUCCUGCUGAGGUUCAUCAAUAAUGAAUGGCCCAUCCCUGCAAUACUCAGAGGGAGCUUACAUUGCACUUUGGAGCAGCCGGUUAGUAAUAUACAGUGGAUAGAGCCGUUCUUUCAAAUCCCAGGGCAGUGGGUCCUUCAAGGCUAGCAUAGCAUUUUCAAUUAGCUGCUGAGUGAAUGCUUGGCAUGUGUAUUCGUGAAGAGGCACACAAUUAGCUUACUGUUCCUUUCUGUAUUGUGCUGAGAGGAUCCAAGGGAUUGGUGGGGAGACAGGCAAGCCAGGCAUCACUGUGGAUGUUGAGGAAGGGAGUCACUCAGACUUCGGCAUCUUCAUUCACUUGCUCGCUCUGGAAUUAGAGCUAUUUAUUACGAAGCAAUUUGUGGGCUUGGUGGAGUGUGCCUGAGGAAAAACAUCCCGGACAGCACUUGGGUUAAAUCUUUCCAAGCUCCUCACAUCUCUGACUAAUUCUCAUCAUUAUCAUGGAGCCCAACAGUCCCAAAAAGAUACAAUUUGCGGUGCCUUUAUUCCAGAGUCAGAUUGCACCUGAAGCAGCAGAGCAGAUCAGGAAAAGAAGACCUACACCAGCAUCACUUGUGAUUCUCAAUGAACAUAACCCCCCAGAAAUAGAUGACAAGACGGUGACCAACACACAAGCAGAAUCACAGAAUGCAUCUCCUAAGCAAAGGAAGCAAAGCGUGUACACACCACCCCCCAUGAAAGGUACUGUUCAGGGGUUAAGCAUCCGAAAGGCCAAAGUGAAUCAGCAUUCCCUGAAGAAGAAGAAGGUGUAAAUGAAAGAGAGGAGCAGUGGGAUCAUUAAUUACCAGUCUGCAGCAAGAAGGCUUCUCGGGAAUAACUGAACAUUAACUUUUCUGAAUAUCUCAUGAAAUUACACUGCUUGACUUCCAGAAGCAUUCUUCAUCUGUUCACUCCACACUCAUUACAGUAGUAAUACACAUCCUGGGAGCCCUCUUGGACUGAGCUUUCCAACUAAGUACAAAUUGUUCCACAUCACUCACAUUUAAAGAAUAAGCAUUUAUUUUACAGUGAUUUUUUCCUUUUUAAAUACAUAGAAAUUUGCAAACGUGACUGUUCUAACUUUAAUACUGCCAGAGCUUAAUCCCUGCUGUCCUACUGAUAUGGUUUGCAUUCUAAAGUCAAAUGUAGAUAGCAUCACUUUAAGAAUUUAAAAAUAAAUAUUAAAUACAUUUAGACAUGAAUGUGUGUAUGUGGGUUUAACUGAAAGAGGAAUGUCUAAUGCAAAUUUUUAGUUAAGAUUUGGUUUAUCGUGUUUCUGUGCACAAAACAGAACAGGGUAUUUAUUUCAAAAUGAAGAAGAAAUACUGGUCAUUAAAAACACCACCAUAUUAGAUAUUAAACUUCUUUUCCCCUCCCACAGCAUAUUGAUGGUUACUUGAAGAAACGCAGAAUUGUUUUUAUUUUCUAAGCUGUGACAUACAUAUCUCCCAGAAUUUCCUCCAAUCAUGAAGAAAGAAAAAUGCUACAUCUA
This is a messenger RNA of Cynocephalus volans (Philippine flying lemur), 1872 nucleotides long. RefSeq names its product protein phosphatase 1 regulatory inhibitor subunit 1C (gene PPP1R1C). The transcript is spliced from 5 exons. Lineage: Eukaryota; Metazoa; Chordata; Mammalia; Dermoptera; Cynocephalidae. The record is from RefSeq and is a predicted model, not a curated record. Gene Ontology annotation, biological process: intracellular signal transduction. Gene Ontology annotation, cellular component: cytoplasm. The coding region runs from base 842 to 1153 and encodes 103 amino acids. Gene Ontology annotation, molecular function: protein phosphatase inhibitor activity.